CACAAUGUGUUCGUCUUUUUUGUUUUAAUUAUAAAAUAAUUCGUGUUCGAUGUAUUAAUUUAAUAUGAAGUCAUUCACACAAACGCUUAGGUCAUGGAUAUUUUGCUGCGUUAAUAAAGAGCUAACAAAAACGGAUCGCCAAAGAGCUACCGCAGAUGUCAACGAUAGAUAUUAUCCACGCUACCACUUGGCCCCGCCGUAUGGAUGGAUGAACGAUCCCAAUGGCUUCAGUGAGUACAGAAAUGAAUACCAUCUAUUUUAUCAAUUUAAUCCGAAUAGCAGUCUUGUACCUGGAAUAGCGCACUGGGGUCAUGCCAAAAGUAAGGACCUUUUCCGUUGGGAACAUUUACCUAUUGCAAUGUACCCAGAUCAAUGGUAUGAUAAAGGUGGCGUAUUUUCCGGAAGCGCUAUAGUUGAGAAUGAUAAACUGUAUCUAUAUUAUACCGGCAAUGUGAACAAUCCAGAUCAAUAUCCUGACCAUCAACAACACCAAGUACUUGCUAUAAGUACAAAUGGAAUAAAUGUUACAAAACAAGUGAUUAAUCCAAUAAUAAAUGGCACUGAAUAUCAACCAGAUUUUCGAGAUCCGAAGGUUUGGAAGUACGGAAAAACGUACUAUAUGGUGUUAGGAAACUCUUUUCAUGAUAAUGAGACCAAUAGUACUUUGGGGCGAGCACUUCUUUACACUUCUAAAGAUAAAACGCAAUGGAACUUCGCCUCAAUUUUGGAUGAAUCUGAUGGAUCUCUGGGAUACAUGUGGGAAUGUCCUGAUUUCUUUGAACUAGAUGGUCGUUUCGUUCUUUUAUUUUCUCCCCAAGGAAUACAGCCAUCUGGAUAUAAAUACAGGAACUUAUAUCAGACCGGUUAUAUUGUCGGAAAUUUUGAUUAUAAGACUAAUAUGUUUACUCCUAUAACGGAAUUUGUUGAAUUGGAUCAUGGCCACGAUUUCUAUGCUACACAAACUAUUUUAGACAAAGCAAAACGAAGGAUACUAAUUGCUUGGAUGGAUAUGUGGGACCAAAACUAUGUAGAAGCUGAGGACGGUUUUACUGGUCAAAUGACAUUGCCUAGAGUCCUAUCACUUGACAAAAAUAAUCGCCUAAUUCAAAGACCUGUAAAAGAAAUAGCGUCACUUAGAGGACGAACACGUUUCUCUGGAAGGGCACGAGCUGGUGCUGUUAUCAGGCUUAGAGAUAAAGCUGCAGAGAUUCAUAUCAAAUCAUCGCCAAACAAUGAUUUAGAUAUAUUGAUCGAAUCAUCGAAUGCAUCAAACAGUGUUUUAAUCAGUUACAACUACCAAAAAGGUCUAGUGACAUUAAAUCGCGGAGGCAAAGAUGGCGUUCGUCGUACUAAAUGGAGACCUGAAAGUGAUAAAUUACAUUUGAAAGCAUACAUAGAUGCUAGCUCGAUCGAAUUAUUCUUCGGUAAUGGUGAAGUUACAUUUUCUAGCAGAUUUUUCCCUACGGGAGCAGUAAAAGUGCGCAUAGGAGGUUCAAAUGAUGUCGAGUCAAUAACUGUCUUUGACUUGCAACGUACAAUAGAUGCCAGUUAUGAAAUAGAAUCCGAAGAUUAAUCAAUCCCAGUGUCAUUAGAUCUUAUCUAAAUUAUUUAUUAAAGUAUAUUAUUCAAAGCAA
Molecule: messenger RNA, 1634 nt
Organism: Papilio machaon (common yellow swallowtail)
Lineage: Eukaryota; Metazoa; Arthropoda; Insecta; Lepidoptera; Papilionidae
Product: sucrose-6-phosphate hydrolase
Exons: 3
Coding region: 65-1573 (502 amino acids)
Biological process (GO): carbohydrate metabolic process
Cellular component (GO): cytoplasm
Molecular function (GO): beta-fructofuranosidase activity
Source: RefSeq, a predicted model, not a curated record